AAUAAUUAAUUAGGUUUAUAACGACAGCUACAUGGUUCAUUUCCCUGAUUUAGAGGGGCCGUAAAUCAGGAAAGGGGGGGAGAAGAGCAGAAGAAACCAUGGCAUGGCGCUGUGUUGAGGAGAGAGAGAAAGUGACAACAACACAAUGAUGGUCGCAGCAUCAUCUCUUCCUCUGCAACCAACAUCCUAAUCCAUCCUAUCAACACAAACCCUAAUUUAUUUCAUUUUCUUCAAAUCCUCAUAUUAAUUAAUUCAUUAAUUACUAUGGCGAUUUGUUUUUUCAUCUUUUUCGCCAUACACUGAUCGAUCAUUAUCAAUCAAUCAAUCGAUCGAUCCUCUUUUCUAUCCAUUUUCAUAAAAUCAGAAACCUUUAUCGGCAAUGGUUACGUCCGCAGCUGAUUCUUCCGCUAUUAACCCUGCCGCCACCAAUACCCCUAAUUUCCCGCGAAAAAACCUAACUUCUCCGUGGGCACAGGUUGUUCGCGGUGCUGAUUCCGAACCACUCAACAAUCAAUCGCCUCCGCCUCCGCCUCCGCCACAGCAGCAGCAGUCUUCAUCAUCAUCAUCAUCAUCGUCUCUCGAUUCGGCCAAUUUAGUUGCUGCUAUUACUGCUGUUGCUGCUAUUGCCGUAGAUAACUCCAAUGCUGAUAAGAAUAACAACAAUGCAGGUAACCCUAAGAAACCUGCUUGGAAGAAUGCAUCCAAUGGCGUUGUUGCUGAGGUGGUGAGUCCUGUCAUGGGUGCUGUCUCUUGGCCCGCUUUAUCUGCUAAAGGUUCUGCUAAAUUCACAUCUGAUUCCUCCUCCGCUGUCACCGUCGCCGCCGAAGGAUCAAUCUCCAUUCCGCAGGGACCUGUUACUUCAAAUUCCCCUCAUAAACAAGCCACGGGCAAUGCCAAUGCUAAUGCUAAUGCGAAACCUACUCCUCCAAUGAACCACGGUGGGACAAAUAGACAAAAACCAACGAAGCGCGGAGGAGGCAACAGUAGUAGCAAUGAGCCCGCUCCCUUUCCAAACAGCUUCUCCAAUCCACCUUAUGUUAAUCUUCAACCAUCAGCUGCUCCUCCACCAUAUCCGGUGGUUCAGAUUCCUUCUAACACUGCCUUUGCUGACGGGGUUCAGUCAUACAGGAACAACAAUGGCUGGAGUCCAAGAUCACCAGUUGCACCAGUUGGGGGUUAUGGACUGCCUGUGGAUGAGCACAGGAACCCCUCUCGCAGGGGUAAUUAUGGGAACCGUCCACAUAACAAUUCCGGUAUUAGACGCAAUCAAGAUCCGGGAAAUAUAGUAAACACUAGAGAUGCUCAUGCACAUCAACAUAGGAUGCACUCAGGGGGAUUUGUGAGGCCUACACUACAUAAUUCUCCUUCAUAUUUAGGGUCUCCGUCUAUGAGACCCUUUGUAAACAAUUUUGGAUUUCAUGAAUUCUAUUAUUAUCCCACGCUACAAUUUGAACAAUUUGGAGGUAUGCCAUUCUUGACACAUCCACCUCCUCCUGCGAUGUUCAUUCCGAUUCCUCCAGAAACUCUUGAAACUCCUGCAGAAGCAACUUCCGCAGAAACUCCCUUGACCAGUUUAAUACUCAAGCAAAUUGAGUAUUACUUUAGUGAUGUUAAUCUAGCGAACGAUGCCUUUUUGAAGUUCAACAUGGACGAACAUGGUUGGGUUCCAAUUACUUUGAUUGCAAACUUCCCCCGAGUUAAAAAAUUGACAAACAACAUUGAGUUGAUUUUGGAUUCCUUGAGAAGUUCAAAAGUUGUGGAAGUGCAUGGUGAUAAGAUGAGGAGGCGUAAUGAGUUGAUGAGAUGCUUGCCCUCUGCACACCAACACCAACUUGCUAGUUCUGGUUCAGUAUCCCCAAGCGGCAUAGUUGCUGAUUUCGAUAAGAUCACUUUGGACGAAGCAACUGGCCAUAAAAUUUCCAAUGCUACCACAAAUGUGGGUUCUGCAUGAGAGUUUUGCCGAUAGUGUCGGCUCUCUACAGUUAAGGAGCGGCAAUUAAAAUUCAAUAUAUCUAUCUCAACCUAUGAUACGUAACCCAUUACAGUAUUUAACGUGUUAUUGUUAUUCUUGAUUUUAAAAGGUUUUUUUUGGAAAGGAUGUUUGGAUAGGUUUGAAAGUUCGAUUCUUUCAUGAUCACUCAGAUCGAUUUUUGUAGUAGUUGAGUCAAGUAGCUUAACAAAUAAGAAUUUCAAGGAAUUAUGAUUGUCUUGAAGACUAGAAAUAGAACCUUAGAAUUUUGAUGGAGGCAGUUUUGUUGGUUUUGUAUAGUUUUAUAUUUUCUGCAACUAAUUUAUUCAUUUUCUGAUGGUA
This is a messenger RNA of Trifolium pratense (red clover), 2311 nucleotides long. Its product is annotated as la-related protein 1C-like. The coding region runs from base 380 to 1951 and encodes 523 amino acids. Gene Ontology annotation, molecular function: RNA binding. The transcript has 6 exons. The record is from RefSeq and is a predicted model, not a curated record. Lineage: Eukaryota; Viridiplantae; Streptophyta; Magnoliopsida; Fabales; Fabaceae.